CCUUAUUAUUUUUAGUCCUCUCUCCUCUCCUCUUCUUUUACAAAACUUUUUUACAACAACAACUAAUCCCGUCGCGUCCCCAAUACAGUCUUUUUUUCGCCUCCUGCAACCACCCUCGGUUUCAACCUACUAGGCUGUUAAAGACUGACCUGACGCGUCCUGUACAAUUUCGACCGCGUUCCUACUAUAUUUGAUAGGUUCACAUGAUUCUUUGUGCGGCUAGUUAACAACCUUUGGCUUUUUUGGGAGCCUGUAGGCGCAAUGGUCUUAUUCAAGCGCAAGCCGGUGCAGUUUCUGCAAACCCCACCGGUGGAAGAUGAGUCCAUGGAGGUUUGGCAUAUCCCCCAAACAGGGGAGAUAUUUAUUACUUAUGAAGAUUAUCUAAAUCGUAUGGACUUUUAUAACCAGCCUCGGUUUAUUUGUCAGAUCACAGGCCACUCUGGUCUAUCCUUCUUUGAUGCUCUUAAGAGUGAGCUUGCUGGCGCACAGGAAGUCGACCAGGCCUUUCCAGAAGCUCUGAAGGCCCCUGUUUUGCGCCGUGUCCAGUUUCAGACUAUUUCUCGCAUUGACACACUUGUUGAUAUGAUAUAUGACGAGUUUAAAGCAGAUUACUAUCCAGGAGAGUCCGUGAUGGUACAGUUAAGUAGUGGGGAGCGCGUAGCAGGGACGGUGAGAGAUAAAGCUCGCCUAGGAAGCAAAGUCCUACCAGAUGGGACCCUUACGCAGCCAUUUUCACGCUACAUGAUCAGCCUUGAUAAUCGGCCAGGCGAGGAAGCUGUUAUGGAUGGCGAGCAUAUCUACCGCGACAGAAAGAUUUUCACGAAGUCAGUCUUGCGGUCUUUCAUCAAGAAGACCGUAACCCGUGAGGCAUGGACGGGGGCACCCUGGUUAGUUAAGCACGAUGUUGCAGCAAAGUAUCAUAUCGACACUCGAGUACCGCCGCACUUACGGUAUGACAACAAACUGCUAGAACGAAAGCAGCAUCAAGCCCAGAAGAAGGCAUCCCAGCCAAACAAUGGGUUACAGGAUAUGAAUGGUAUGGGUAAUGCCUUUCAGAAUUUUGGCCCGGCUCGGUUACCCGAGCUCAAGCCUGCACCCAAGAGCCAUAAGGCAAUUAAGAAUCACCACAGUCAGUCACCACACCACCAGGAUAUGGACGUUCACGAUGACGUCAAUAUGUUCUUCCCACCGAACCAGGGACCCCAUCCUCAGGUCCCCGGAAACAAUCCUUUCCAUUUCCCCGUGCCAUUUAGAAAUAACAUGGCGCCUCCCCCACCUCCUGUCCAACCCCAGGCGGAGCUGCCACCACCACCUCCGCCUCCACCUAAGUAUCCCAUUGAAGAUCUGCAGCUUGAACCUCGUGAUGAUUAUGUUCGACCUGCCCUGAAGUUUAUGUGUGCCGACCCUCCGGAAGGUGUUGUUGACAGUGUCGCUCGAAAUGACAAGAUCCUGAUGAAGUCUAUCGGUUCGCUAUUGGAGACGUGGGUAACCCUGAACGUCUACUGUGAGGUCUUCAAAUUAGACUCAUUCACUUUCGAUGAUUUUGUCGAGGCGAUGGAGAUUACUAAGGAAGAUACACCUUGUCAGCUUUUUACUGAGAUUCACUGUGCGGUCCUUAAGCAGAUUGUGAGCUCUGAAGCCGACGGUGGUCAGCUGCUGGUGGAACUUCCAGAGCUUGAAGAGGAUGAGGAGGACGAAGACGAGGAAAGCGAAUCCCCCAGCCCCGAACCCGAACCCGAGCCGAAGCCGACAGGACGUGCUACUAGAAGUAGUUUAGCGAAGUUAGAAGCUGAGAGGAUCAAGGCCGAGGCAGCAGCGGCGGAGAAGACUCCAGAGCCUGAAAUUAAACACCGUGCUUCUGAGGCUUUGGCAGAUUUCGACUGGGUUGAGCAGCUCAAGAAGCGUGAGUUCCAAGAUGGUGGUUGGGAACUGAUUGUUGUCGGAAUUUUGUACCGGCUAUCUAAAAGGCCGUGGCAGACUGAAGCUUGUGAAGAAGUGUUAGCCAGCCUCGUACCUCCCGACAUGGAGCCGAGUCAGGAGAGGGUCCGCCAACAGUACAGCAAACUCGAUUUUAAUCUUCGUGUUUCGGCUCUUGAGAUGAUCUGCCUGUUAACUGUCAGCACCAAGGCUGUCCGUGCAUACAUUGAAGAGUGUGCGGAAACCCAAACAGGCUAUCGGAAGGAGAAGAUUGAAUGGCAAAAGCAGAAGAAAGCAGCUAACGAGGAGCUGAAAAGCCUUUAUGAUCAGCACAAGAUUCUCCUCCCGGAUAAUAUGCCUCCAUCGCCGCCAGCCGAAGAAGUAGAGACAAAGACUAAUGGCGAUGUGAAAAUGACGGACGCCGACGAGUCGCCGGAGGAGCAAAGUGAGGCUGAGGACAGUGAUGUCGACGCUAAUACCCGCCACAACACUCGACGAGGUGGCAAUCGUGCAGCAGAACGCCAGCGAAAACGUGAGGAGGAAGAGAGAAAGAAGGAAGCCGAGCUGGCUGCGAAGGUACCGAAACAAUCCAAGCAGUUUUUGAAAUUGCAGAAGGAUAUCCAGAAAAGGGAAGCUUUGGUUAAGAAGUGCGAAAACGAAAUCAGUAUCCUGGAUAAUGACCUUCGAGAAGCAGAUUGUUUCCGAACUCGCCCUCUUGGUAAGGAUCGAUUCUGGAAUCGUUACUAUUGGUUUGAGCGCAAUGGUAUGCCGUAUGGCGGAUUGCCUACUAGCUCGACGGCCCAUGCAGGCUAUGCCAAUGGCUGCAUCUGGGUCCAGGGCCCAGAUGACAUGGAACGAGAAGGAUAUAUCGACAUGCCCCCGGAACACCAAGAAGAAUACAAGGCGAAGUUUAAGAUGACAGUACCCCAGAGAAAGAAGAUGGAAGAAGGUCGGACCAGCGUCUUCAAUGCUCGCCAAUGGGGCUAUUACUCAGAACCUGGCGAGGUUGACUCACUUCUGAACUGGCUCGAUCCCCGAGGUUUCAACGAAUCUAAAUUACGAAAGGAGAUCGUGGCGUACAAGGACAAGAUUGUAACGCAUAUGAAGAACCGAGCCCAGUACCUCGGCCAAACAGAGGAAGAAGAAACCAAGGAGCCGACAAAAGAGAAUGGGAAGAAGGAGGAGCCUAAGCGGAUGACUACAAGAAAGACGCAGGCUAGUCCAGAGCCCACGCAGCAAUUCCGUUGCCUCAACUGGACCAACAAUGUUGCUAUUGAUGAGAUCGGACACCUCCAUAGCGAGCCACCUCCACAGCCGAAAGGGAAAGGUCGCAAGGGCCAGAGAAAGAGCCGGGGUUGAUGUUUUACGCCUUUCUAUUCAUUGACUACUGGACCAUACCAAGGUUGUUUACUUUCGUGCAAUCAAUAUUCGAUUCACAGUACAUAGACACGCAAACAAGCAAAGGGUUACGAUUGAAGAUGGCGUUUCACUUCGACAUCACAUUUUCUAGAGGGCGGCAACGUGUAGAGAAAAAUAUUUUUCAUCGAUGGCCUGCAUGGCGUUACGGACGAAUCAAGGUGUUUUCGGCGGCGAGGUAAAUUUUUUUUUCACAAGGUCGUUGUGUUACAACAUAGUUUGGUAUGGGGAGUUCAUACAUUUAUCAAUGCCAAAGGGAAGGGGAGAGAAAGGGGAUGGUCUACAGACCCUUGUAUAUAGGUGCGGUGAGGAAAGGAGAGAUGGAUGAGCCACAUUUGCAUAUGGCAUGAGGGUCUGAAUCUAUUUCUAUAGCACGAGCUUGACUAUCUAAACAAGAGAAUUUUGUUGCAAGUCCAAGCCUCCCUAAAUACCUAAUUAAUGAUCGAGUCAUGUGUAC
Daldinia caldariorum is the source of this 3790-nucleotide messenger RNA. RefSeq names its product ATP-utilizing chromatin assembly and remodelling N-terminal-domain-containing protein. The transcript has 8 exons. Bases 262 to 3276 code for a protein of 1004 amino acids. The record is from RefSeq and is a predicted model, not a curated record. NCBI's taxonomy places the organism in Eukaryota, Fungi, Ascomycota, Sordariomycetes, Xylariales, Hypoxylaceae.